AUGGCUGGCCAAGGCACCGGACCGUCACGACGGAGUCACACGAAAAGCCGCAAGGGUUGCAAGACUUGCAAACGGCGGCAUAUUCGCUGUGAUGAAACAUUCCCCCAAUGCCGAAAUUGCACCAAGCAUCAGGUACGGUGCGACUACAUGGAAAGCGUGGGAUCGGAUGCAGAAAGCCAGUCGAGUCCGGAGCAAGCCUCACUUGUAUUCACGCCCAGUACCGAGAACCGAAUAGAUCUUUGGCAGCAGACGGGUAGCUUUCCCUAUCCAGGACUUCAGGUCUUUCCACCACCGCAGACACACGAGUACUCGAAGAAUGAGCUUCGAUUGAUGGACCAUCUCUCCUCCAUCUCGAGUGAUCUCAUGCUCAAAGGUACCACAAACCUCACAAUUUGGACGCAGAAAGUGCCCAAGUUUCUCAGUAUCGCAUCCUCUUAUCCAUAUGUGAUGCACGCGUUGCUCUCUUUCUCGGCGAAUCAUCUGGCCUGGAGCCGCUCUUCCAACGAAACGAGGAACCUACACAUUCAACAUGGCACGAUUGCGCUUCGUGGUCUCCAUGAAGCUAUUGGUAGCUUCUCACAUGCUAACGCAGACGCGGUCUUGGCUGCCUCCCUUCUCCUGCUCUGGCAAGCAACUGAUUGGCGCAGUUGGUCCUCACUCCGCGCCGGUAUCCAGUCCGUCCUUACGGCCAUGCAAUCCUGGAAACACGAAUCGAUAUUUGCCGAAUACAUCAACGAGGAGGAUCUAAUCAUUGGCCCAUACGGCGCAACUCGACAGGCGACCCUUCCAGAAGCUGGAGAACGGCAUUCGAUCCUCUCGACCGCGAUCCAGUCCCUGCAACAACUCCAAAGAUUCUUGGGCGGCCACGAAUCCGAGGCGUAUUGGAUAGGCCAAGUUCUUCAGUACAUACAGCGCCUGCAAGCCUCGGCCCCGGCGCAAACACCAGAUGAACAAUUCAGCCACUUGUACCUUCUCAGGAAAUGGCUCUUUUGGGUGCCAGUAUUAUUGCUGCAGCGGCAGGGAGGGCAGGGACCCGCAAUGCUUACGCUGGCUCACCUUUACGCAACCGCUCUGGCUCUUGAGCCGGUGUAUCCGGAUUUUGGAUCGGCUUUCUGCGCGAGAAUCGCGUUGGCCCCACUGGAAACGAUCAUCAACGUCACGGACGCUAUGCAGUCUCAACGUGCGAUGGAUCAAAACUCGAUUGAAAUCGCAUCUCUCAUGCAGUUCCCACGGCAGAUGGCGAUGAACUUUAGAAGAAGGAUGGCAGACACUCAGCAGGGGGGAUUUAGGCAGGAAACGAGCAUGUACAGUGUCAACCCCGAGACGUUGAACUACACGAGCAUUGGAAACCUCAGCCCGGCAUUUGCACCUUCUCCGCUGCACAGCACCGCAGCGCAGGCACACGCAGCACAGUCCCCCUAUCUUGAAGUCCCCAUCUCCCAAUCGGGCUUCACAUACGGUACGCAAAGCUGGGGAGCAAUGCCUUCACCUGGCUUUCCCCCACAAUCGUUCUCGGGGCAAGACGAUCAGCUCUACGGCUACUCCUUGAGCGGCUUUCGAGGCGGCGGGUUCGUAACACCACAACCUAUUUGGACGUGA
This is a messenger RNA of Zasmidium cellare ATCC 36951, 1599 nucleotides long. RefSeq lists its product as uncharacterized. Gene Ontology annotation, biological process: regulation of transcription by RNA polymerase II. Gene Ontology annotation, molecular function: zinc ion binding; DNA-binding transcription factor activity, RNA polymerase II-specific. The coding region runs from base 1 to 1599 and encodes 532 amino acids. The record is from RefSeq and is a predicted model, not a curated record. The transcript is spliced from 3 exons. NCBI's taxonomy places the organism in Eukaryota, Fungi, Ascomycota, Dothideomycetes, Mycosphaerellales, Mycosphaerellaceae.